AUGGACAGUAACCUCCCUAUCGCUACGAUCACAGUACUUUUCCCUGCAAUCUCAAUGCACAUGCUUAACAUGAGGAGUCAGACCAAGACGGUGAGAGACAUGGCGGUUGGUGAUUUCCGAGUAUUUACACUCCUAUCCCAGGCUUCUCUGACAGGUGUCGUUGGCCGGAGCGUGGACCAGGGCUCAACUUCUGAUCAAGAGGGGCAGGCCGAUGCCAUGGCUAUUCUUCAAGUGUUGACAACGCAGACUCCUCAAGCCAUGAACAGAGGGGUGCCUAUGCUUUCAAUGUGGACCUUACCAAAGCAUGAAAUAAAUUCAGCACGCCAGCCUCGGGUGCCUGAUCUCUUUAGCAAUGUUACCAUUGAUACCGAUGAACAUCCUCCUCUAGAAGGGGCAACGGAGGUUUCCCUACAAGAAAUACCACCUAGCUAUAACCUCGAAUUCGACAAGGCCCAAAUCGACACUUUGAUGAGUCAAACAAGCAACGACUGGGACAUAGAUAGCGGCUACAUGGACUUAUACGGACUAUUAUCUUCUGAGUGGAUGAACACUACAUCUCAAUUUGCGCCCUUAUAA
Molecule: messenger RNA, 576 nt
Organism: Fusarium subglutinans
Lineage: Eukaryota; Fungi; Ascomycota; Sordariomycetes; Hypocreales; Nectriaceae
Exons: 2
Coding region: 1-576 (191 amino acids)
Source: RefSeq, a predicted model, not a curated record